Molecule: messenger RNA, 3315 nt
Organism: Sinocyclocheilus anshuiensis
Lineage: Eukaryota; Metazoa; Chordata; Actinopteri; Cypriniformes; Cyprinidae
Product: mitogen-activated protein kinase kinase kinase kinase 2-like
Exons: 33
Coding region: 158-2755 (865 amino acids)
Biological process (GO): intracellular signal transduction; protein phosphorylation
Cellular component (GO): cytoplasm
Molecular function (GO): MAP kinase kinase kinase kinase activity; ATP binding
Source: RefSeq, a predicted model, not a curated record
UGUGAGUCUACGGGUGCGGUAGUGUGAGAAGGGACAAGCAGAGAGAUGAUAAGACAGUGAUUUCCAUGCGCACCGGGAUGAGAUGAGUUUACUGCACAUCAAACUGUGUGACAGCUGUCAUGAUCAGCCUAAGUGAAACGUACAAAGAGCUGCAGGCAUGAAUACCAUAGGAGUUUCAUUUUUGGAUCCCUUGGAUGAUUAUGAGAUUAUUCAAAGGGUCGGGAGCGGCACUUAUGGAGAUGUCUUUAAGGCUAGAAACAUUAGGAGCUCAGAAAUGGCUGCUAUCAAAAUUGUUAAACUGGAUCCAGGUGAUGACAUCACCUCUAUCCAGCAGGAGAUAACAAUGAUGAAGGAGUGUAAGCAUAAGAACAUUGUGGCCUAUUAUGGCACUUACCACAGGAAUACUAAAUUGUGGAUCUGCAUGGAAUACUGUGGGGGAGGAUCACUGCAGGAUAUCUACCAAGUAACUGGACCUUUAAAGGAAAAACAGAUUGCUUACAUCUGCAGGGAAACACUCCAGGGGUUGAAUCAUCUCCAUGAGACAGGCAAAAUACACAGAGACAUUAAGGGAGCUAAUAUUCUUCUUGCUGAUCAAGGAGAUGUUAAGCUGGCUGAUUUUGGGGUUGCGGCUGAGAUCAGUGCUUCUGUUGCCAAGAGGAAGUCCUUCAUAGGAACUCCCUACUGGAUGGCCCCUGAGGUGGCAGCAGUGGAAAAGAAGGGUGGAUAUAACCAUCUGUGUGAUAUCUGGGCAGUGGGCAUCACCGCCAUUGAAUUGGCAGAGCUACAGCCACCUAUGUUUGACCUUCAUCCCAUGCGAGCUCUGAUGUUGAUGUCUAAGAGCAGCUUCCAGCCUCCCAAACUAAAAGACAAGAGCAAAUGGUCUGCAGGGUUUCAUAGCUUUGUGAAGAUGUGUUUGAUCAAAAGUCCUCGCAAGAGGCCGACAGCAGAAACUCUUCUCCAGCACCCUUUCGUAACACAGUUACUCACCAGAAAAUUGAUGAUUGAGCUACUGGACAUGGCAAGUAAUCCAGACCUCCAUCAUCCACCCAGUCUUGAAGAGAAUGAAGAGGCAAACGAUACAGCCCCAGAUACAAUCCAGUCUAAAGGGAAACAUAUGCCAGUGGAGAGAAGUUUAUCAGAAGAACAAUUUGACCAGGUCAAGUUUACCCCUCCCAGGCGGAAAGAGACUGAACACUAUCCUGACCUGGGAUCUUGUGAUGAUUGGAGCUUAUCUGGAGAAGAACCAGAGUCACCGGGUCUUUUGGAAAGUGUGGAGGAGGAGUUACAGCAGAGGAGUUUGACAGUAAAAAGACUCUCACGUUUUGAGUGGAGUAAGAGGAAAAGUGGACUGUUUAGCCCACCACCCGUCUCUGCUACAACAUCACUUCCUCCCAUGAGCUCUUUAGACUCUGAUCUGGAGGACAAGAACCUUACGCUUCGACCUAGUGCUACUCUUUGCCCUGAAACUGUAUUAAGUCCAAAAUCAGUGUUGUUGAGGUGUUCAGGCAGUCAGGAUGUGCGGCACUGGUGCAGCGACCCUUGUGUUCCUGAUCAUAAUGACACACAGGACAAACAGAGGACUCUUACAAGGACUCUCAGCAGAGACACGGCUCUCUCUCCAGAGUGGAGCACCAUGAGGAAGAAAACAGAGGACUCUAGAGCCGAUUCUCAUGGACUUCCUCCCACUCCCCAAGUCUAUAUGGGAGCCUGUUUUACUAAAGUAUUUAAUGGAUGUCCACUGACAAUUCACUGCGCAGAAACAUGGGUUUUGCCCAAAACAAGAGAUCAGUAUUUAAUUCUGGGUGCGGAGGAGGGUGUUUAUAUCCUUAACUUAAAUGAACUGCAUGAAGACACCUUAGAAAAGUUGCUUCCACAGAGAUGCACUUGGCUUUACGUCAUGAACAAUGUCUUAAUGUCCAUCUCUGGUAAGUCGUCUCAUCUCUGGUCUCAUAGACUGACAGCUCUGUUUGAGCAGCGAGGGCACUUGCAGAGGAAACAGGGUCACUUGUCCCUCGGCACCAACCGCUUCACAGAACGGAUCAUCCACAGGAAGUUUGCUGUGUCAGUGAAGAUUGCAGACACCAAGGGAUGUCGGAAGUGCAGCGUGGCUCGUAACCCAUACACAGACAGCACGUUCUUAUGCGCUGCAGUUCCCUCUGGCCUUGUGCUACUAUUGUGGUAUGAACCGCUGCAGAAGUUCAUGCACCUCAAGCACAUUGCGGUGCCCCUGCCGGACCCAUUGCCCAUCUUUGAGCUGCUGGUGUUAAUGACAGAUGAGCUUCCUCAGCUCUGUGUGGGCGUCCAGGAAAGCCUCCAACAGCAAAACGAACGACAGCUAAAGUUUGACAUCAUCCAUCUGAACGGCACGCCAAACCCUCUGCAAGACAGUGAGACAGUAAGAGCUGUACAAGUGACACAGCUGGACAGAGACACGGUUUUAAUUGCACUGGAAAAAACGGUGAAGAUUGUCAAUAUGCAGGGUGUCCCCAGCAAGGAGUUAGCAUCCAAACUGGAGUUUGACUUCCCUAUCGAGACUUUAGUUUGUUUAGAAGAAAGUGUUUUAGCUUUCUGGAAACAUGGGCUUGAAGGACUUAGUCUGCACAGCUGUGAGGUAACACAGGAAAUCACAGACGAAAGCCGAGUGUUCAAAGUUUUAGGCACGCACAGAGACAUUGUUUUGCAAAGCACCCCAACUGAAAUCCCUUCAGCCACUAGCAAUUUAUACAUUUUAACGGGUCACGAGAGCAGCUACUGAGGAAAGCCAGAGGACAGAACCUGUAAAUAACAUGAAUGACAACAAGAUGCCAGAAUGCAUGAAAACUGGUAAUACAGAGAGUUUCAGAGCUGUGCAUCUGUCCUGUGUGUCUGUGUGAACACGGCCCUUCAGUCGAUCUCACUGGUACACAUUGUGAGGGGACAGAAAGGAAAGCCCAAAGCCUUGUUCUUUUUGUUUGGCCCUCUAAAGGUGUUUUUGUCUUUGUUGUCAAUAAACUCUCAUAUGAAAUAAUCUGGAUUAAACAAAUGUAUUUACAGUAUAUUAAAAAGAUCAUGUGAUCAUUUUGUGAUGGAAGGAUUGUGAUAACUACUAAUAAACUGAUACAGUAAAACCAAACUGUACCAGACGUCUUAAUCAUAUCCUGAUUUAUUUUUAGCAAAGAGAAGGCAAAUAACAGAUGAGUUUGUAUAGGUUUUCAGGACUGUGUGGAAAUAAGAUGAAUUUUAGUUAAUCUUUCUCAGUUAAGUGAUUUGUAUAGUUGGUUAAUUUUUAAUCACUAACCGUAUCAAUCCUCAAGAGGGAGCUAAAGCUUAAAAAAU